AUGUAUCCUUUGUCUCACCUCCAGUCUCUAACACUUGCCAACAAUCUCAAGGCCACCAUUGUUUUGGGUGAUCACACACAAUGGUGGACUUCUGCAUGUGAAUAUAUCGACACUGUCAUUGGGAUCACAUGUUGCAAGGCUUUGUGGAGUUAUGGGGACGAGGGCGUCGGGUAUAACACAUGUAAGGAUGUGUUUGAGUGGCUGGACGCUGUUUAUGCUGAGUGGACUUACAUUCCAUUGGUCUGCUUCACUGGCCACUUUCUGCCCAUCCCUCUCCCCUCUUCCCUUGAUCUUGCCGCCAACUCUGCACAAGCCAACAACGAGUCAGAAUCGGACUCUGAAACUGUCACUGUUGUGUCAAUACCCAUUCCCGAACGUGUCAAAUUGGAGAUGCCCUCAGCACAUCAACAUUCUGUUGGUUGUGCGGCCUCCAACACCGAUCUGAGUCCCACCGCUAUGCGCUCUGAUGCCAAUGCAUCACCAGCUGUGGCUCAGCUUUCAUCCCUUCCUGCCAAAUCGAUGCACACAUCACCAGCACUGUCUGAUGCAUCACCAGUACUGUCCGAUGUGUCAUCAACAUCGUUCAACACAUUGUCCAACAUAUCAGCAACAUCGAAACGUCAUCGUCGUCGCCAAGGCCAGAAGAAGCACCGAUCUGAGCAGUGUUCAACUACAUUCCCUUCCCCCAUCACUCCUAUUCUGUCAUUGCCCACCACAAUUUAA
Cantharellus anzutake is the source of this 723-nucleotide messenger RNA. RefSeq lists its product as uncharacterized. The transcript has 2 exons. NCBI's taxonomy places the organism in Eukaryota, Fungi, Basidiomycota, Agaricomycetes, Cantharellales, Hydnaceae. The record is from RefSeq and is a predicted model, not a curated record. Bases 1 to 723 code for a protein of 240 amino acids.